AUGGGUGUGCAAUAUCCGAUUCCUGUGGCAGAGGAUGCGCCAUUUCCUCUGCAAAACAUUCCCUUUGGAAUUUUCUCUACAGAUUCGGAUCCAACUCCUCGAGUCGGGACCAUCAUUGGAGACCAGAUUAUUGACGUCAACUUGCUUGCACGUCAGGGCGCCUUUGACAACCUGUCUAUUCAAGACCUGUCUACUCUCCGAGCAGCUUUAUUAGCACAAACUCUGAACCAUUUUGCCUCGCUGCCUCGAUCUGUGCGUUCGUCAACUCGUCAGCGUUUAAUUGACUUGUUAGAGGAACCAUCUUCAAUUCUGUUCAAGGACAAGGAAAUCAAUUCUAGCGCUUUCACCAACGAAAAAGAAGCGAAAUUGCACCUUCCACUGCAAAUCGGUGCCUUUGCCGAUUUUCUCUGCUCCGAGACGCACCAUGACAACGGCAACCGCAUGUCUGGAAAAUCAAUACCCGCCUUCUACCAUUUUCCCCCAAUGUACACGGGCCGUACAACAUCCAUUGUUCCCAGCGGACAAUCGAUUAAACGUCCUAAAGGAAUGGUCAUGAGGCCGCCGGGGUCCAAAGACGGUCCCAAGUUUCAGUUCAAAACUUCCACCAAGAUGGACUAUGAAGUCGAGAUAGGUGUUUUCAUUUCUAAGCCGAUUCCUUUCGGCCAACGGAUCUCGGCAGACGAAGCGAAAGAGCACAUUUUUGGUCUUGUUCUCUUGAACGACUGGUCGGCAAGAGACAUUCAAUUUGGCGAGAUGAUCCCGAUGGGACCGAGCAAUGGCAAGGCCACAGCAACCACGAUCAGCCCUUGGGUCGUCAUGCCUGAUGCGCUGGGAGAUGCCCAGGUGGGAUUUGUGUCAGAGAAAGCAAAAGCUGAUAUCUCGUCGCAUCCUCCUCACCUACGACAUGCCGUCGGCGACAUGGAGGUUUCCUGGGACAUUGUCCUAGAAGCUACGGUGUCGGGCCCUAACGAGCCACCAACUUUGGUCUGCCGCUCCAACUUGAAGGAUUUGUACUGGUCACCAGGUCAAAUGUUGGCGCACUGGGUGUCCGCAGGGAGUGGAGCAAACACGGGAGAUUUGCUGGGUACGGGAACGGCUUCUUCUCCGGGACACACCGACGAGAUUCCAACAUUAGGCUGCCUCUUCGAACUGACCGAAGGUGGCCAGAAGCCCUUCAAGUUGCGAAGCGGUAGAGAACUGAGAUGGCUUGAAGACGGAGAUGAGGUCGUUUUGACCGGCUGGGCCAAGGGCAAAGACGGGAAAAGGAUUGGUUUUGGGCAGGCUGCCGGAUGCCUGCUGCCAUCCGACUAA
Cladophialophora bantiana CBS 173.52 is the source of this 1311-nucleotide messenger RNA. RefSeq names its product fumarylacetoacetase. The transcript has 3 exons. Lineage: Eukaryota; Fungi; Ascomycota; Eurotiomycetes; Chaetothyriales; Herpotrichiellaceae. Bases 1 to 1311 code for a protein of 436 amino acids. Gene Ontology annotation, biological process: L-phenylalanine catabolic process; L-tyrosine catabolic process; homogentisate catabolic process. Gene Ontology annotation, molecular function: fumarylacetoacetase activity. The record is from RefSeq and is a predicted model, not a curated record.